CGCGCACUUCAUUUGGCGGCGCUACGCACUUGUUCCUGUUUAACAGUGUGUUCAAGCCGGGAACCAUGGGGGUUCUGUCCACACUGAUGAGGGGACUGGUUCGAGGUGCCGACAGGAUGUCUGAGUUCACCAGUAAGCGCGGCUCCAGGACCCACAACAAAGGCAGGGGCUCCCGACCCGCAGGUCUGAGACUCUCCAGCAGGAAGUUCCUUUCCAUUCGAGCCAUGAUUCCUGAGUUCGUGGUUCCCCAUCUGGAAGGAUUCAAACUGAAACCUUACGUCUCGUACCGAUCACCGAGGGGAACAGAAGCCCCGCUGACAGCAGAGAGUCUGUUUGAGGAGGCUGUGGCCCCCCGGAUCAGGAAAGACAUGGAGGAAGGAACAUUCAGCGCAGAUCAGCUGGAGAAAUAUGGAUUUGAAGCCACACAGGAAGGGAAGCUGUUUAAGCUUUAUCCUAAGAACUAUGUGCGGUAAGGAGGAAGGGCUGAGUGGAUCUGCACAGAAGACCUUCAGGAUCAUCACAGGACUAUGAACUUGUUUCAUUGUAAAAGUUACAUUUGAUUGGCCACUCUGAAGAUUGCUGUUUCCGGUGUCACAAUUCUUUUAUUAAUAUUGUAAAACAUUUGGCAUAGCCUCUGAAACACCCUGCGCAGAAUGUUGGAGAAACAAAUAUCUGGAGUGACUCAUUGCAGUAAACUGAAUAUCUUGGCCAUAUAAAAUGUUAGCUCAAUAAAACAAUUAUUGUUUUGUAUUCAA
Molecule: messenger RNA, 755 nt
Organism: Cyprinodon variegatus (sheepshead minnow)
Lineage: Eukaryota; Metazoa; Chordata; Actinopteri; Cyprinodontiformes; Cyprinodontidae
Gene: mrpl41
Product: mitochondrial ribosomal protein L41
Exons: 2
Coding region: 66-473 (135 amino acids)
Biological process (GO): translation
Cellular component (GO): mitochondrial large ribosomal subunit
Molecular function (GO): structural constituent of ribosome
Source: RefSeq, a predicted model, not a curated record